Molecule: messenger RNA, 900 nt
Organism: Andrographis paniculata
Lineage: Eukaryota; Viridiplantae; Streptophyta; Magnoliopsida; Lamiales; Acanthaceae
Product: FCS-Like Zinc finger 2
Exons: 2
Coding region: 76-387 (103 amino acids)
Source: RefSeq, a predicted model, not a curated record
CUUCCCUUUCUUCCCUUCCCCCCGAAAUCCCAAAUUUCCAAACCCUAAUUGCACUUCUCCACCGGACCUCCGAGCAUGGCUUCCUCUUCCGCGUACUACGCCGGAUCCGAAUACGACAACUACGAGCCUCAUUUCCUCGAUUCCUGCUCGCUCUGCAACCGAUCGCUGAAUCCGAACAGCGACAUCUUCAUGUACAGAGGGAAUAAACCGUUCUGCAGUCAGGAGUGCAGACAAGAGCAGAUUGAAAUGGACGAGGCUGAGGAGAAAAAGCAGAGGCUAUCAUCCUCCUCGAAGAGAUCGAAGUCAGUGAGACAGCAGACCUCAGAAUCCUCCAAAGAAAGCGACACCGAGAAAGCCGUACGAACUGGCACGGUAGCUGUUGCUUGAACUUGAAUAUACUUUUUCAGCAAUAAAAAGUAAAUCACACGGACAGACUGACGGACAAUCGAUCGAUUGGUUUGUCCAACAAUUUUGACUUUGUUGUAAUCAUAUUUAUCCAUUUUUUUUCCUCCACUCGUAUCUCUUCUGGCUACACUUUCCUCGAAAUUGGCACCUGAAUUGCUGCUGCCUGUGUAUACAAACAGAGGAUCGAGCGUCCUCUAAGUGCGUGCCUCGUGGAGGUGUAGUUUUGGUUAAUAUUGAUCUGUAUUUUGAUGCUAAUCUAUGGAACAGUUGCGUAUCAUCCAACUUUGCUGUUUUGUCGUUUGGUUUGAGCAUCAAAUUCAGAGUCAAUUUUGAUGCUUCUGCAGCCAGACCUGUUCUUUGAUUGAUCAUUUUUUUCUUUUAAACUUGGGAUCUUCAAAGUUGAUUCUGAAGGCUGUUAAGGUUGACGAAGAGACGGCUACCAAUUAUUAUUAUUAUUAUUAUUAUUAUUAUUAUUGUAUUUAUUUUUUGUGGUAA